This is a messenger RNA of Plutella xylostella (diamondback moth), 850 nucleotides long. RefSeq lists its product as uncharacterized. Lineage: Eukaryota; Metazoa; Arthropoda; Insecta; Lepidoptera; Plutellidae. The record is from RefSeq and is a predicted model, not a curated record.
GUAAUUGUGCAAACAUCCUCGGCGACAUCGUUUACUAUAAUUUGACUCGUUUCGUAUAAAACUGGAGACGCACGCAAUGUCACUUCUUUGGUGUUGUGUGUCGUCGGAAAUAUGACAGGGAUUUGGAUUUGUUGGAUCGUUUUAUCAGGUAUAACACAAUUAGUAUCAUCGGAUAUUUCCACAAAACUGGACUUUGGUAACGAAGAGGAUGCGCUUACCGCUACUGCUGUAAACUCCACUCAGGAUGAUGAUGUUGAAGUGAAACACACUAUAGUGGUCUCAACCAAACUGAAGAAUAGCAAUAACAGGAGAGGCUUACACGGAGGAGGCAAUGAAGAAGAACGCUUCAUAAACAUUGGUAGAACCAACAGCAACAAGAAAGUAGACAGUGGCGAAGUCCCUGUCUACAGUGGCAUGCGAGCUGUUGAAACAACCAAGAUAAGAACUCCAGACACCAGGUACAACCACAAACCGCAAGUGUACCCUGAUGCCGUCCUCAUUAACAGAAACAUAAGGGAUGAUUAUGAUGUCUACCCGAAUGUAGCAACGCGCCCGCAACAGUGGCAGCCAUCGUCUUUCUUCAACAACAUAAACUGGUUAAACGCAGACAGUAGCUCACGAAACUAUAAUAUAGCUAGAAGAUUACAAGCCCCGUUAUACCAAAAUCGAAAUACCCAUAGUAAUAAAAAGAUAGAAGAUGACGCCAUGAAAGAAUUUUACUGUAAAAGGUGCAGAGAACUGUCCGGUUUUAAUGGUUGCAAUCAGCAACGUAAUAGUCCUUGGACACAGCCCACGACGCCUAAAGUGAAGAUAGACGGAAAACUAGCUAAAUUAAACUAAUUGGUCAGUU